ACUAGAGCAGCCUGAAUGUUCACCUCAACCAGAAAGAAAAACAAAUGAUGUGUUUAAUUACUGUGUAUCUAGUGGACCUGAGAAGAGCAUAAACACGAGCGGUUCUGACAGAACACUAAAGUUAAAACGAAGAAGAAAAAAGGACAUGGCUGAAUCUCUGAAACCAAGACAUAGCAGAUGGAGCACCAUGUAUAGAUCUGUUCAUUUUGCAGAUGAAUCCAGCAGUCUCCUGACUGAAGAACAGUUACAGUGUUCCAUCUGUCUGGAGGUGUUCACUGAUCCCGUCACCACUCCAUGUGGUCACAACUUCUGCAAGAGCUGCAUUACACAAAGCUGGGAUACAAGUCAACACUCUGAUUGUCCAUAUUGUAAAGAGAAAUUCAUCAUGCGACCUGAACUUAAGAUUAAUAUAAAACUAAAAGCGGUUGCAGAUCACUUCAAGAAUAGAAGCAAAGAGCCUCCUGAGAGUUUGGAGGUUCUCUGUGAUGUCUGCACUGGUGUGAAGCAGAAGGCUGUAAAAUCCUGUCUGGAUUGUGGCGUGACUUUCUGUACGACUCAUUUAGAGCCUCAUAAUAGUGUUCCAAAUUAUAAGAAACACAAACUAAUAAAUGCAGUGAAGAACCUGGAAAAAUACAUAUGCCAGAAGCACGAGAGACCUCUGGAGCUGUUCUGUAGAAAUGAUCAGAUGCAUCUGUGUCAGUUCUGCACUGAAGGAGAACAUAAAGGUCACAACAUUAUUCCAUUAGAGGAGGAGAGUGGACAGAGGAAGAGUCAUCUGGGAAAAACACAGUCAGAGCUGCAGCAGAUGAUCCAGAAACGAUUAAAGAAGAUCCAGGAGAUUAAUCACUCAGUAGAGCUCAGCAAAAGAAACACAGAGAAAGAGAAAUCAAACAGUGUUGAAGUCUUCACCGCUCUGAUUCGCUCCAUUGGGAGGAGUCAGGCUGAGCUGCUGAAGGUGAUGGAUGAGAAGCAAAAAGCAGCAGAGAAGCAGGCUGAAGGACUCAUUAAAGAGCUGGAACAGGAAAUAGAGGAGCUGAAGAAGAGAGAUGCUGAGCUGGAGCAGCUCUCACUCACUGACGAUCAUCUCCACCUCCUCCAGGUUUACCCGUCACUGUGCAUCGCUCCACACACCAAGAACUGGCCUGAGAUCAGCAUUAACACUGAACUGAGUGUGGACACUCUGAGGACGGCCCUGUCUCAGCUUCAGGAGACUCUGAAUGAGAAACUGAAAGAAACAGUCUCUAAAGAACUGAAGAAGAUUCAGCAGUAUGCAGUGGAUGUGACUCUGGAUCCUGAUACAGUUAAUCGCUUUCUCAUCCUUUCUGAUGAAGGAAAACAAGUGAUGUUUAGACAAAAAGAGCAGUAUCUUCCAGAAAACCCAAAAAGAUUCAGAUUUUACACCAUGGUCCUGGGAAAGCAGGGUUUCUUCUCAGGAAGAUUUUACUAUGAGGUGCAGGAUGGACUCUGGACCAUGGCUCUGAGAAAUGGGAAUGAGUGUCAGGCUCGUGAUGAUCCAUAUGUCUCCAUCUUCUUGAGAGAAAAGCCCCAGAAAGUGGGAGUGUUUGUGGAUUAUGAGGAGGGUCUGGUCUCCUUUUAUGAUGUUGAGGCCAGGUUUCAUAUCUACUCUUUCACUGGUCACUCUUUUACUGAGAAACUCUAUCCAUGCUUCAAUCCUUGUUCAGUUGAUGAAGGUCAAAACUCAGCACCACUGAUAAUCUCUCGUGUGUAAAAUUUCACUUCACAAAAUCAGUAAUGCAUGAGAUUUUUUAUUUCUGGUGGUAAUCUUGGAAAUCAGCUAUCAGUACAUGAGUAAUGAUCAUAUUUUUAAAUAUCCUUUUAAGUUUAUAUGGAAUAUAAUGUGAAUGUCUAUUAAAAGGGAAAACCUGUAUAAUAAACCUAGAAUUCAGCUUUUCAAUAGAGAAACAUAAACAAGCAAUAAUUUCUCUUGGAAGCAUUUAUAUUUGCAUGUUGUUUGCUUCAUUUGCAUGAAAAGAGACACAAUAGUAGCUUUCUGUACCUGUCAGCUUGAACAAAUGAUUAAUUCUCCCAGUUAACUGUAUACUUAAGUGCCUAUUUUAGUAUUCAUACUUAAAAAAAGACAACACUGACACUCCUCAUGCAUAAAUUGAGUUGGUAAUUAUUAUGCAGCAUUCUUGUCUUUUCUGUUUAGAGGUAAAAAGAGCAAACUUACACUACUUAAAACCAGUCAAAUACUAGCAAGCAAAAUUAGCUAGAUCUAUUUUUCUUGCAUUGCUAAUAGGUAGAUUUUCUUAGACACCUCUGACAACCAAACCAUCUUAUAUGAAAAUACUUUUAAGAAUAGCUAGUUAACAUAUUUGGCCUGUAGUCUUUUCAUCCGGGUUUUAUAUGUUAAUGUUCUGUUACCUCUGUUGUACAUUUAAGAUUUUUCAAUAUAAUGCAGCAAUUAAUCCUGUUUAACUGUGUGACUGUGUCAUGUGUGAUGUGUAUUAUUUACACAUUCACAUUACUUGCACAUUGAUGUAAAAUUAUAAAAUAAGAAUAAAAUCUUCUACAGACUGUGUUAAGUCCCUCCUGCUGUUUAUUCAAUAAUUUAAUUAAAAUCACUGGGUUUUGCUAGCAAGUAAUCCUCAGUGUAUUUAGGAUGAUUUUAAGAGAAAUAUAGAUAAACAACAUAAGAAUGUGAUAAACAACAAACAACUACAGCACUGUAGCAGUAACAAUAUUAUCCCAAUAAACUGCCAAAACUGUAUCACAUCAUUUACUUGUAAAGUGUUGCCAAAUGCAUAAACAGAUUAAUUUAUUCUCUACAGCAGAUUUUCAAACCAUCUGAGAUGUGAAUUUCCAGCUGGGGAAAUUAACAAAUUUCAGUAUAAAAUACAUUUCACAGAUCCUAUCCCACCAUAAUUCCAACACUCAAGUAUGAGGCUCAUUAUUUGAAUGUUGACAGUUUUACUGAGAAUUUGAUUAA
Hemibagrus wyckioides is the source of this 2950-nucleotide messenger RNA. RefSeq names its product zinc-binding protein A33-like. The coding region runs from base 146 to 1729 and encodes 527 amino acids. The transcript has 9 exons. The record is from RefSeq and is a predicted model, not a curated record. Gene Ontology annotation, molecular function: zinc ion binding; protein binding. Lineage: Eukaryota; Metazoa; Chordata; Actinopteri; Siluriformes; Bagridae.